CCAAAAAUUAACCAGCACAGUUUUUAAUUUGUAGCACAGUAAAAAAAAAAAACAGGCUUAGUGCAGUUUGCGAAUAUCAAGACCAAAACAGAGAACGAAAUCAGCAGCAAUAUGUCGUCCGAGGAGUUGGCACCAGUUAACGAACAAGACCUAAAGGAUCUGAAGGAGCGAAUGAAACUGAUAGUCGAUGCAGACCCUACUCAAUACCAUAAUGAUUUCUCCUUGAGGCGCUAUUUGAGAGCAUUUAAGACGACAGAUGCCGCAUUCCAAGCCAUAUUGAAGACAAACAAAUGGCGCGAAACAUAUGGCGUGGCCAAGCUGGGCGACAUGGAUCGCAGUGGUCUGGAGGGCAAGGCUCGGGUAUUGCGUCAUCGUGACUGCAUUGGCCGUCCAGUAGUCUACAUUCCAGCUAAAAACCACAAUGCUUCUGCACGUGACAUUGAUGAGUUGACUCGCUUUAUAGUGUACAAUCUGGAGGAGGCUUGCAAAAAGUGUUUUGAGGAGGUAACCGAUCGGUUGUGCAUUGUUUUUGAUCUAGCCGACUUUAGUACCUCCUGCAUGGACUAUCAGCUGGUUCAGAACCUCAUUUGGCUGCUGAGCAAGCAUUUUCCGGAACGUCUUGGAAUUUGUUUAAUCAUCAAUUCACCAGGAUUGUUUUCCACCAUUUGGCCAGCAAUCCGAGUGCUUUUAGAUGAUAACACCGCCAAGAAGGUCAAAUUUGUUGGCGAUGAAGUGGAGCUAUGUCAAUAUCUUAUACCAGACAUUCUUCCAACGGAUAUGUAAGCUAAAAUGGGCCAAAGAUUAACCUUAACGACGCUGCGUUCCAAUUUAGUCAUAGACAUAUCUCGCAAGAAAGAGAAACCAGUACCAGUACCUAAGUGGGCGAACCCAGAUGCAUACCGAAAACAUAGAGAGGACGCUUUUAGCAUGUACUCUAUAUAUAUAUAGAACUUGAUGUAUUUAAUGAUUGUUGAUUGUAAAAAAGAACAUUGUAUUUUAUUGAACAAAUCUGUUAGUAUGAUGUUGACUAUUUUAGAUAAUUGUUUAUCUAUUGCCCAACCCAUAUUUAUAUUGUAUAUACCAAUAUAUAUAUAUAUACAUACAUAAAUAUUGAUAUCUAUAUACGUGUCUAUGUGUAUAUAAAAUAAAGUUGUAAAACAAAACCA
Messenger RNA from Drosophila willistoni, 1166 nucleotides. Its product is annotated as CRAL-TRIO domain-containing protein C3H8.02. The transcript is spliced from 2 exons. The record is from RefSeq and is a predicted model, not a curated record. Lineage: Eukaryota; Metazoa; Arthropoda; Insecta; Diptera; Drosophilidae. The coding region runs from base 112 to 783 and encodes 223 amino acids.